Alternaria arborescens is the source of this 1194-nucleotide messenger RNA. RefSeq lists its product as hypothetical. Gene Ontology annotation, molecular function: protein binding. Gene Ontology annotation, cellular component: Golgi apparatus. Lineage: Eukaryota; Fungi; Ascomycota; Dothideomycetes; Pleosporales; Pleosporaceae. The coding region runs from base 1 to 1194 and encodes 397 amino acids. The record is from RefSeq and is a predicted model, not a curated record. Gene Ontology annotation, biological process: Golgi organization. The transcript has 3 exons.
AUGUCUAUGUUCGGGGCGCUAAAUCGCUUCAUAUCGCGAUUAGACGCUGCACCCCUCAACGAGGAGCAGCAGUCUGCUACCAAUGGCGCAUACGGAUUCCAGGUGCUGAGAAAUGCCAAUCCAGAAGUACCUCUAGAGCCAUGGUUUGAUUUUGUCAUUGGAAUCAAUGGGCGAACUAUUGUAUGUAUGAUUCCGUCUGAUUCAAGGGCGGCAGCACAGGAAACGAAAGAGCUGGAGAGUCAGGAAAACUACGAAAUGGGUGAUAACCCCGACCCAAGCCUCUUUGCGACAGAGGUACGGAACUGUGCUGGCACAACAAUUAGUCUGGGCGUAUUCAGUGCGAAGGGCCAAAAGAUCCGGGAAGUCUAUCUACAGAUCCCCGCAAACCAGCCUACACUAGGCAUCUCCCUGCAAUGGUCCCCACUUGCCAUCGCAGAAGACGUCUGGCACAUCCUAGACGUAGCUCCCAAUUCACCCGCUGAUGCCGCGGGGUUGCUACCCUACGGUGAUUACGUCAUCGGCAGUCCCGAAGGGCUUGUGCGCGGCGAAUCAGGCUUGGGUGAGCUUGUUGAAGACUUCAUGAACAGGCCGUUGAGACUAUACGUGUAUAACCAUGAAUACAACGUCACCCGACCUGUUACCAUCACGCCUACACGUAACUGGGGCGGUGAGGGUGCGUUGGGCUGUGUUCUGGGCUUUGGGGCUUUGCAUCGUAUUCCAGCGGGGCUGGACGAGCCGCCGCCAGCGCCUGGGGAGACGUUCUUCUCCACGGGCGAUGCUAGUGGGGCUACCUCGUUCGACGAGAAACGCCCUUUGACGGGUACCGCUGAUUUCUCUGCUGUUCAGCCCCAGGGUGCACCGGCUGAAUUGUUUGUACCAGCCAAUAUGGCGCUACCGUCGGUCUCUCCACCGCCUCAGGGCACGAUGCCGCCUCCAAAGAGGAAAGGCAGAGCGCACCAUGUGGCUAGCCCCGCAGGUGGCGGUGGUGGUGUCCUGGACGACUACUUCAAAGAAGGCGAGCAGAAGAGUCUAGAGCAAGACUAUGCACCAAAGAAGACCAGUGGUGUCCCUCCGCCUCCGAAGGCUGGCGGUCCGCCAAGAGGUCCGCCCAAGAGUGGUAGUGCGAGCAGGACAGGCACACCAGUCCAAAGCGAUGGCAAUGCAGAGGGUACAGCAGACCCAGAAGCAGCAUAA